AUGAAAGCAAUUGAAACUAAACAAUUAAAAAUUCCAGAAAAUAGUGUGAUUGUUGGCGAUGAUGCGUUCCCUUUAAAAAGUUAUUUAAUGAAGCCAUAUCCAAGAAGAUUUCAACAAACGGAUAGAGAAAAAAUUUACAACUAUAGGCAUUGCAGAGCUAGGCGUAUUGUGGAAAACGCAUUCGGCAUUAUGGCCAGCCGUUUUCGAGUGUUCAGAAAACCUAUACUUCUUGCUCCACAGACAACCAUGAAAUUAAUUAAAGCUUCCUGUGCGUUACAGAAUUGGAUAAGAAAAAGCAACAGUACUAGUUCAAUAUCGGUUGAUAUAGAAGAUUAUGAAAGUGGAUGUAUAAUUCCUGGGACGUGGCGAAAUGAUGUGGGAUCUGAGGGCAUUGUACCUUUACGUGCCACACAAGAAAGACAUUUUAUUCAUGAAGCUCGUCAGAAAAGAGAAGAAUUAGCGGAUUAUUUUAUAGGAGAAGGAGCAGUUAAUUGGCAACAUAAGAUGAUACAUUGA
Messenger RNA from Macrosiphum euphorbiae (potato aphid), 516 nucleotides. The record is from the annotation of a GenBank genome assembly. NCBI's taxonomy places the organism in Eukaryota, Metazoa, Arthropoda, Insecta, Hemiptera, Aphididae.